This is a messenger RNA of Caenorhabditis elegans, 1166 nucleotides long. RefSeq names its product Delta(9)-fatty-acid desaturase fat-6 (gene fat-6). Gene Ontology annotation, biological process: fatty acid metabolic process. The record is from RefSeq and is marked reviewed. Gene Ontology annotation, cellular component: membrane. The coding region runs from base 20 to 1039 and encodes 339 amino acids. Gene Ontology annotation, molecular function: stearoyl-CoA 9-desaturase activity; acyl-CoA desaturase activity; palmitoyl-CoA 9-desaturase activity. The transcript is spliced from 5 exons. NCBI's taxonomy places the organism in Eukaryota, Metazoa, Nematoda, Chromadorea, Rhabditida, Rhabditidae.
AAAGAAAACAGACAGUAAAAUGACGGUAAAAACUCGUUCAAACAUCGCAAAAAAGAUUGAGAAGGACGGCGGCCCAGAGACGCAAUAUCUCGCCGUGGAUCCAAAUGAAAUUAUUCAACUUCAAGAGGAGAGCAAGAAGAUCCCAUAUAAAAUGGAAAUUGUGUGGCGUAACGUGGCUCUCUUUGCUGCUCUUCACUUCGCUGCAGCCAUCGGACUCUACCAGCUCAUCUUCGAGGCAAAAUGGCAAACCGUGAUUUUCACAUUCCUUCUGUAUGUGUUCGGAGGAUUUGGAAUAACCGCCGGAGCUCAUCGUCUCUGGUCCCACAAAUCAUACAAAGCAACAACUCCAAUGAGAAUCUUCUUGAUGAUCUUGAACAAUAUUGCUCUUCAAAAUGACGUCAUCGAAUGGGCUCGUGAUCAUCGUUGCCAUCACAAGUGGACUGAUACCGAUGCUGAUCCACAUAACACCACUCGUGGAUUCUUCUUCGCUCAUAUGGGAUGGCUUCUUGUGCGUAAGCAUCCACAAGUUAAGGAACAAGGAGCCAAGCUUGACAUGUCUGAUCUCUUGAGUGACCCAGUUCUCGUCUUCCAGAGAAAACAUUACUUCCCACUUGUCAUCUUGUGCUGCUUCAUUCUUCCAACAAUUAUCCCAGUUUACUUCUGGAAGGAGACUGCAUUCAUUGCCUUCUACACAGCUGGAACAUUCCGUUAUUGCUUCACACUUCAUGCUACAUGGUGCAUCAACAGCGCUGCUCACUAUUUCGGAUGGAAGCCAUACGAUUCCUCAAUUACCCCAGUCGAAAACGUCUUCACCACAAUUGCUGCCGUCGGAGAGGGAGGUCACAACUUCCAUCACACAUUCCCACAAGACUACAGAACAUCUGAAUACUCAUUGAAAUACAAUUGGACACGUGUCCUUAUUGAUACUGCAGCUGCUCUUGGACUUGUCUACGACCGGAAAACUGCUUGUGAUGAGAUUAUCGGCCGGCAGGUAUCCAAUCAUGGAUGUGAUAUUCAACGAGGAAAAUCAAUCAUGUAAUUCGAUUUUUAUGUCUGGUUUUUUGUUUUUAUCUGUACUGUUUUCAAUCAUUCGGGUUUUAUGAUACUGUUCCGUAUUCACUCAAAUAAGAGUUUUAAUUUUUCCAAAUAAUGAAUUUUUUCUUUGG